Molecule: messenger RNA, 789 nt
Organism: Dovyalis caffra
Lineage: Eukaryota; Viridiplantae; Streptophyta; Magnoliopsida; Malpighiales; Salicaceae
Source: the annotation of a GenBank genome assembly
AUGUCAAGUACUAUUGAAUCACCAAAGCACAAUCCAAUGAGUCGUCUCAUCAACAGCAUAUCUUCAUAUGACAGCAACAUAAUGCUUGCUGCAGUUAUAUCCCUUCUUUUAGUGAUUCUCUUUGUGUUGCUUCUCCACAUAUAUGCCAAGUGGUUCUUGGCACAAGCUCGCCAUAGAAGAAGAUCAAGUUCUGUGUCUGUGUCUCACGUUCUACGUCCUUCAAGAUUCCACCAUUUCCAUAAUUUCACUAUGGAUACUACUUUCUCUACUGCUCCUUCAAAGGGCCUGGAUACAUCAGUCAUUUCUUCAAUUCCAUUGUUUGUUUACAAAGCAGAAGAGUGUAAACAAGGUUCAGAGUGUGUCAUUUGCUUAAGUCCUUUCGAGGAAAAUGAGGUUGGCAGGAGCUUGACAAAGUGUGGUCAUGGUUUUCACGUUGAAUGUAUUGAUAUGUGGUUGAAUUCUCACUCUAAUUGUCCAGUUUGUAGAGCUCCUGCUGUGGGUGAUGAUAAUGACGUUGGAAGUGAUGUUAAGUCCACGGAGGUCAUGAGUACUAGAGAGCCAACAGAUGAGAGGGGCUUGAGUGACGGUGGGGACUCUAGAUUGGAAAUUGUCAUUGAUAUUUCAAAUUCUGAGAAUGAGAAUGGAAAUCUUGUGGCAAACCGUGAUUGUUUAUCAGAAUCAUCAUCUACUUCUUCGUCUCUGGGUUCUUCUUUGAAGAGAAUGUUGAGUAGGAAUAGAUCAGAAAGCAAGGUUUUCCCAUCAAUUAAUGUUACUGAAGUUAAUGCGUGA